Clupea harengus (Atlantic herring) is the source of this 2774-nucleotide messenger RNA. RefSeq names its product centrosomal protein 83 (gene cep83). Gene Ontology annotation, biological process: establishment of centrosome localization; cilium assembly. Gene Ontology annotation, cellular component: Golgi apparatus; centrosome; ciliary transition fiber. Lineage: Eukaryota; Metazoa; Chordata; Actinopteri; Clupeiformes; Clupeidae. The record is from RefSeq and is a predicted model, not a curated record.
UUGUAUUCUCUUCCUUCAGGGAUGGUUAGAGUAGUGGGUGGAUGAUGGCUAGCUAGCCUCCAAGCUAGGUUAAUAAACUUGUGGAAGGGGGAGUCCUCUCAGGCUGAGGAUGAACCACUCAAGCCUGGCACAGUCUGCACCUCCCCUUGUGCUCCCGACUCUGGAUAUGGGGAGCAUUAAGCAACCCACCGGUUUGCUUGGAGGGUCUCUGGGUCUGGGGUCUUCAGAUAUGGAGCUGCAGAAGAUGAUGAUCGACGAGAGGAUGCGCUGUGAGCAUCAUAAGACAAACUACCAAACCCUCAAGGCAGAGCACACCAGGCUGCAGGAUGAAUACACACGUGCCCAGACUGAGCUGAAGCGGCUGCUGUCGGAGAAGCAGAUGUCGCAGGAGAAGCUGCAGCUGCUGCUCACUGAGAUGCGGGGAGAGCUGCUGGACAAGACUAGACAGAUGGAGGAGCUGAGGCUGCAGAUCAUAACCCCCCAGAGACAGGAGCUGUUGAGGGCUCAGAUUCAGCAGGAGCUGGAGGUGCCCAUGAGGGAACGCUUCAACAAACUAGAGGAGGAGGCGGAGAAGUAUCGCUCCGAGUACAAUAAGCUCAGGUAUGAGCUCACCUACCUCAAGUCAGAGCUUCACCAGCAGAGAGAGGAGCACACACGGGUCCUGGAGGAGAAAAAGAUGCGAUAUGAUGCUGAGGUGUCUCGUCUGGAGCAGGAUAGGGAGCAGCUGGCCGUGCAGCUCCAGAGCGGUGACCCGGCGCGGGACGGGCGACGCGUGGAGGCCCUGCUGCGCGAGAAGGCCCAGCUGCACCAGCGGCUCAAGGGCCUGGAGGCCGAGGUGGCUCAGCUCCGCGCCGAGAGGGACAGCUCCGGCUCCCAGGCCGACAACGUGCAGCGAAUCCAGAUGCGUCAGCUAGCCGAGACCCAGGCUUCGGUCAAGUCUUUGGAGGCGGAGAAGCAGUCUGUACGGAUGCAGCUGGAGCGGGUCGAGAACGAGCUGCAGCUCAGCCAGGAGCAGAACUCACAGCUCACCACCCGGCUGCACAAGGCAGAGAGAGAGGUCAACAUGCUCACCAGCCAGGUCGAGGGGAUGAAGCACAGUCACAAGCUUGAGGUGACUAAUGUGAAGCUGGAGUGUGUCAGAGGCAAAGGAGAGCUGGAGAGAGAGAGGGACGCGCUACACAGCCAAGUGGAUGCCCUGCAGUCUGAUGUGGAGGUGUUGCGGAUGACGGUGGAGAGGAACAAGGAGAUGCUGACUGAGAAGGAGAGGGAGAUGGUGCGCCGGGUGCAGGCAGCCCGCGAAGAAGAACUCCACAAAAUGGCUGCCGUUCAAGAAGAGAAGAUUGAGAUGGACAACCGCUUGGCGGAGCUGGAACAGCAGAAGGCGCUACAGGAGGCAGCAGCCAGCGCUCAGAGAGACGAGUGGGAGGAGCGUAUCCGUAGCAGCCAGCUGGGGGAGGAGUCUAUGCGGAAAGAAGCCCACAGCCUGAGGGGGAAGAUGCAACAGCUCAGUGUUCAGCUGGAGGAGCUCGAGAGACAGCAGUCAGAGAACCUGGAGCUGAGACAGAGGAACCAGGAGCUGAGCACACAGCUGGGCACGCUGUCCCAGUCGGAGAGUGAGCUCCUGGACACCAACCAGCGCCUCAGAGACAGCCUGGAGCGCGUGAGGGAGGAGCUGAGGAACACCCGCACCCAGAUGGAGAAGACCCAGCAGGAGGCAGAGAGGCUGGUGGAGGAGAGGAGGGUGGAGUGGCUGGAGGAGAAACACAAGCUGCAGGAGCAGGACGCCGAGCUACAGGACAAAUACAACCAGGCCAAGGAGCGCCUGCAGAGGGCAGCACUGGCCCAGAAAAAGAGGAAAACCAUGUCGGAGGCCAAGGAGAAGAAACUGCUGGAUAAAAUCCAGCUGUUGGAGGCCAAAGUGGAGGAGCUGGAGAUUGAAGUCAGCACGGCCAAAAAGAGGUCACACUCAGACGAGCACGCUCAGAUGCAGCGGCGUCUGAAGGAGCUGCAGCGCAGACACAGCGAGUUCCGCAGGCUGCUGAUUGGACAGCAGUUCUCCUCCACGCCCGGGCCCCCCUCAGUGUUGCUCCCAGGGUCCGAGGGGCUCUUCCCCAACCUACAGGAUGAGCAGCACCAGAGGGAGCUGUCAGUGCUGCGCAGGCGUCUAGAGGAGCUGGAGUGCAGUCAGCAGCAGCAGCUGGAGGAGCUGGGUCCCCCUCUGGACAGAGACAGAGACAGGGAGCGAGAGCGGGACUACAGCCUCAGGGACGGGGACGGGGACGGGGGCAUCAGCCCACGGGACUACCGGGGCAUCGCCCUGCACAGCAGCCUCAGCUCACGCGAUGCCCUGCUUGACCUGUGACCUCUGGUUGACCCCUGUGACUUUGACCCUGGACCUUAAGACAUGGAGUAAUUACUCAUGGACUUUUUUUUUUUUUUUAUUGUAUGUAUAUGUGCCAAAGGCUGAAGACUUUAAAAGAUCUCGCCACUUGAGUGUUUGCUAAUGGGUUUUCCCCACUGGUUUUAAAAUCAAAUCAGUGUUUCAUGUGGUUGCACUAUUUAAGUCCUUCUUUUAAGGCAAAUGUUUUACGGCUAAAAAAAGCCUCCCAGUUUGCAUUCAGGGAUUUUAAACAAGUCUCAGCUUUUGGCUUGUUCUUCCAUAAUUUCGUCCUCAACAGACUUCAGCUUGUUUGCUAGCUCGAGUCUGAUGUAAAUAUGUGGCGCUGUAAAUAUGGUGUUGUUUUUGACUCUGAGUAAAGAUGAAUACAUAAUGA